ACACAGGAGUGGGUGACAGGAGACUGCAGAGGGCAGGUCUAGGGCAGGAGGUAGAGAGAGGGCAGGCCCAGGGCAGGAGGAGGUAGAGAGAGGGCAGCCUGAGCACCCCAAGGGGUGCCUUGAAAGCAGGUGGGGGCAGGGAGCCAAGGGGGCGGGCCAGCCAUGUCCCACGGGACCUACUACGAGUGUGAGCCCCGGGGUGGCCAGCAGCCACUUGAGUUCUCAGGGGGCCGAGCUGGGCCCGGGGAGCUGGGGGACAUGUGUGAGCAUGAGGCCUCCAUUGACCUCUCUGCCUACAUCGAGUCUGGGGAAGAGCAGCUUCUCUCCGAUCUCUUUGCCGUGAAGCCAGCGCCUGAGGCCAGAGGCCUCAAGGGCCCCGGAACUCCUGCCUUCCCCCACUACCUGCCGCCUGACCCUCGGCCCUUUGCCUACCCCCCGCAUACCUUCGGCCCAGACAGGAAGGCGCUGGGGCCUGGCAUCUACAGCAGCCCAGGGAGCUACGACCCCAGGGCAGUGGCGGUGAAGGAGGAGCCCCGGGGGCCUGAGGGCAGCCGAGCCACCAGCCGAGGCAGCUACAAUCCCCUGCAGUACCAAGUGGCACACUGUGGGCAGACAGCCAUGCACCUGCCCCCAACCCUGGCAGCACCUGGCCAGCCUCUGCGCAUUCUCAAGGCCCCUUUAGCCACUGCCGCACCCCCCUGCAGCCCCAUCCUGAAGGCGCCAUCCCCAGCUGGUCCCUUACACAAGGGCAAGAAGGCGGUGAACAAAGACAGUCUGGAGUACCGGCUGAGGCGGGAGCGCAACAACAUCGCCGUGCGCAAGAGCCGGGACAAGGCUAAGAGGCGCAUCCUGGAGACGCAGCAGAAGGUGCUGGAGUACAUGGCAGAGAAUGAGCGCCUCCGCAGCCGUGUGGAGCAGCUCACCCAGGAGCUAGACACCCUACGCAACCUCUUCCGCCAGAUCCCUGAGGCGGCCAACCUCAUCAAGGGCGUGGGGGGCUGCAGCUGAGCCUGGCUGGUGGACUGUGGGCACCAGGCUCCCUUGCCCAGCCUGACUCUGGGGACCCCCAUCCUGCUGGGGGCCUAGAACCCUGAGACAUAGACCACGGACAAAUGGCAACCAGGGUGACAAGGAAGGGCAGGACCCAGCAUUAUGAUGUGGCUGAAUAAAGUUGUGAUGUGAUUGGGUG
Messenger RNA from Saimiri boliviensis boliviensis (Bolivian squirrel monkey), 1189 nucleotides. RefSeq names its product CCAAT enhancer binding protein epsilon (gene CEBPE). Gene Ontology annotation, biological process: DNA-templated transcription; regulation of transcription by RNA polymerase II; myeloid cell differentiation. Gene Ontology annotation, molecular function: DNA-binding transcription factor activity, RNA polymerase II-specific; RNA polymerase II cis-regulatory region sequence-specific DNA binding. The record is from RefSeq and is a predicted model, not a curated record. Lineage: Eukaryota; Metazoa; Chordata; Mammalia; Primates; Cebidae.